Ipomoea triloba (trilobed morning glory) is the source of this 2687-nucleotide messenger RNA. Its product is annotated as subtilisin-like protease SBT1.7. Bases 151 to 2460 code for a protein of 769 amino acids. NCBI's taxonomy places the organism in Eukaryota, Viridiplantae, Streptophyta, Magnoliopsida, Solanales, Convolvulaceae. The record is from RefSeq and is a predicted model, not a curated record. Gene Ontology annotation, biological process: proteolysis. The transcript has a single exon. Gene Ontology annotation, molecular function: serine-type endopeptidase activity.
UGUGCUCCACAAUCAACACAUUCUCAGAAAUUAGCCACUUUCUCCUUUAUGGGUCCAUUCUUCCAUUAAAGUCCUCCUUAGGAUCUCAAAAGCAGUGCUCACAAAAAUCUGUUUCCUCCCUGGUUUUUCUGAUUCAAAGACCAUAGGAAGAUGAUGAUGAUGCAAAGAUUGAGGCUCAGGCUUCUUCCAAUAUUAGCGCUUCUAAUAUUCCUCCAUGCAUGUGUGGAUGGAGAAGUGCAAAACCAGAAGAAGACUUAUAUCAUUCACAUGGACAAAUCCAACAUGCCAGCUGGCUUUUAUGAUCAUCUCCAGUGGUAUGACUCAUCCUUAAAGUCAGUAUCAGAUACUGACAUGCUUUACUCCUACAGCCAUGUUAUUCAUGGCUACUCAGCACGGCUAACUGCUGAUGAAGCCAAAGCACUUGAAAAGCAGACAGGAAUUCUUUCUGUCCAGGAGGAAGUUAAGUAUGAGCUUCAUACUACACGGACACCAAAAUUUCUUGGGCUCGAUGGGAGUGACAGUAAAGCAUUCUUUCUCCAGAAUAACAUAAAAAGUGAUGUCAUUAUUGGUGUUCUGGACACUGGUGUUUGGCCUGAAUCAAAAAGUUUUGAUGACACCGGACUUGGUCCAGUUCCCAGAAGCUGGAAGGGUGGGUGUGAGGUAGGCAAUAACUUCAACUCAUCAAACUGUAACCGAAAACUUAUUGGAGCAAGGUUUUUCUUGAGUGGGUAUGAAGGAGCAAACGGACCAAUUGAUGAGGCCGUUGAAUCCAGGUCACCAAGGGACGAUGACGGCCAUGGUACACAUACAGCAUCUACAGCAGCUGGAUCAACUAUUACUGGAGCAAGCUUCUUCGGUUUUGGUGCUGGCACAGCACGUGGAAUGGCACCCCAAGCAAGAGUUGCCGCAUACAAAGUGUGCUGGGAGGGAGGGUGUUUUAGUAGUGACAUACUAGCUGCUAUGGAGAAGGCCAUAGAAGAUGGUGUGAAUAUAAUAUCGAUGUCACUUGGUGGUGCCGUUGCUGAGUACUACAGCGACCCGAUAGCAAUUGGAGCAUUUGCAGCAACAAGUCGAGGAAUCUUUGUCUCUUGCUCAGCCGGAAAUAGCGGGCCAUUUCCAGAGAGCCUCUCCAACCCUGCACCAUGGAUAGCAACCAUAGGUGCAGGAACAAUUGACCGUAAAUUCCCAGGAUAUAUCAGCAUAGGGAAUGGGAAGAAAUUUGAUGGUGUAUCACUUUACAGUGGAAAACCCUUAUCCAGUUCCCCAAUACCUCUAGUGUAUGCAGGUAAUGCCAGUACAUCAGAUGGCAGAUUAUGCACACCUGGCAGUCUGAUUCCUGCAAAAGUAGCUGGAAAAAUUGUGGUAUGUGACAGAGGUGAGAACAGAAGAGCAGAAAAGGGUUUAGUUGUAAGAGAAGCUGGUGGCAUAGGGAUGAUUAUAGCAAACACUGACCUUAACGAAGAUGACCAGAUUGCUGAUGCCCAUCUUAUCCCCACAGCAGCUGUUGGUCAGACUGCAGGUGAUAUGAUAAAGGAGUACAUAUCUUCCACCCGCAAUCCAACAGCCACAAUUGCAUUUGGAGAAACCAAGUUGGGAGUCCAACCCUCACCUGUUGUAGCAGCAUUCAGCUCCAGAGGGCCAAACUCAAUCACACCAGAAAUACUCAAACCUGAUUUUAUAGCACCCGGUGUUAACAUCCUCGCUAGUUGGACAAGGAGAGUUGGACCAACUGGGUUGGCAGAAGACAAGAGGCAUGUUGACUUCAAUAUUAUUUCUGGGACUUCUAUGUCAUGCCCACAUGUAAGUGGGUUGGCAGCACUACUCAAAACAGCCCAUCCAGAAUGGAGCCCUGCAGCUAUAAAAUCAGCACUUCUGACAACGGCCUAUAGCACAUAUAAGAACGGGCAAACCAUUGAAGAUGCAGCAACUAGUAUGCCAUCAACACCAUUUGAUCAUGGUGCUGGACACGUGAACCCGGUAUCAGCACUUGAUCCAGGUCUUGUUUAUGAUGCAACAGUUGAUGAUUACACAAACUUCCUCUGUGCCAUAGGCUACAGUGCAAGUAUGAUCAAGACUGUCACAAAAAGAGACAUAUCUUGUGGUACAAAUAAGGAAUACAGAGUGGCUGAUUUUAAUUACCCAUCUUUUGCUGUUCCUCUGGAGACAGCUUGGGGCAAAGCUGGAGAUAAUGAAGAAACAACAGUGAUCAAGUACACAAGGACUCUCACAAAUGUGGGCAACCCAGCUACAUACAAGGCCUCAGUCUCUUUUCAGACCAAGUCUAUGAAGAUCAUAGUUGAGCCCCAAACUUUAAGUUUUAGUAGAUUAAAUGAGAAGAAGAGCUACACAGUGACAUUUAUUGCUAGUUCAAUGCCAUCAGGCACAACUAGCUUUGCUCAUCUGGAAUGGUCAGAUGGAAAACAUAAUGUCCGUAGCCCGAUUGCUUUCAGCUGGACAUGAUUCUCCUGAAUCUAUAUGACUAUAUCCUUCAUGGGAGUUAUCCAAGUGCACAUACUUAAUGAAUAAGAAUAAUAAUGUAAUAGUUAUCUGUUUAGUUAUCUAAUCUGCCUACAUUGCAACCAGACCUGACUAUAUUAUCAAGAAACUUUUGUAUAAAAAGUAUGUGUUGAUUGUAUGGUAGGUGGCAACAACUUAAUAGAACUUAAUAGUUUCUCUGUUUUUACUUA